Molecule: messenger RNA, 762 nt
Organism: Lingula anatina
Lineage: Eukaryota; Metazoa; Brachiopoda; Lingulata; Lingulida; Lingulidae
Product: alpha-aminoadipic semialdehyde synthase, mitochondrial
Cellular component (GO): cytoplasm
Molecular function (GO): saccharopine dehydrogenase activity
Source: RefSeq, a predicted model, not a curated record
GGAGAAAGAGAUGUCAUCAUAAUGCGACAUGAUGUUGGAAUAGAAUGGCCAGAUCUUACCAAGGAAGUCAAGCAAAUAGACCUGGUUGUGUAUGGAGAUCCGGAGGGUUACACAGCAAUGGCCAAGACAGUUGGCCUACCAACUGGAAUUGCUGCUAGGAUGAUACUAGAUGGUGAAAUCCAACAGAAGGGUAUGCUCCGUCCUCUAAAUGUGAGCAUGUACAGACCAAUGCUCAAGAGACUGCAACAGGAGGGUAUUGUUGCCAGGGAAACCAGUAAAGUUGUUGACGGAGGAAGUUUGAAUGAUUUGCUGGUUUCUAGCUUCUCUUAGAUAUAACAUCACGUAAGAUUUUUUUCUCCUUGGAGAUGAAUAAGACAGUGUUGUUAGAUUUGGAAAUAUAGCAAGACACUGAACUUUGAAAAGAAAAUAAAGAAGUCCUUUUCAUUGAGGUAGGUUCUACCAGGAAUUUGUUAAUUUUGCAUUUAAUCAUCAUGAUUACUGUAGAUGGAGAAUAUGCCAGUAACUGUUGGACAAGUGGUGUGUGGGCAUUCAUACUAGCAUGUGGCCCUUCAUAAAGGAUGUAUUUCUAGCCCUCAAGUAUAUUAAGCUUUUGAUAGUUCCGUACCUUUAUAUCUCUACCAGUUGAGCAAAGUUUACAGAUGGAUAUUAAUAUAAACAAGAGAACAAGAUCUGAGUAUAACUGUUGGUAGUUAUAUUUAAGAGUUAGCUAAUACUUUUAAAAAAUAUCAUUAUUUUAUAGUG